UUAGAGCCUUGUUUUAAAAGUUUUUAACCUUCCCUUGUCUAUGAUUUUUAAUAAAUAUAACCUCAAUUUAAGAUAUGUUUAAAAAACCAAGAUAUAUUUUUCGUUACAAUAAAAAUCCUAAAAGUUUAAUUACAUCAUUUCAGUGUUUAACAACAGCAGCCCUACCCACAGAAAGAAUCGAUAGUUUUCGUUGUGUUAUAAAUAACCCUCUAGAACAGAAUGAGGGGCACAUUGGUCAGUUUUAUAGAGUUCCAGAAGACGUUGUAUCAAAGUUAUUUUCACAAGGUGGCUUACCAAAAUCAUUUCGUAUACAAACAAAAACAUUUGCAGAAACAUGUUUAAUGAUUCGAAAACCCUCCAUAGACAUAAUAAAUUGUAUUAAAAAUUUAGAUUUUAGCAAACCUGUACCACGAUUCGUUUUAUAUGGUCAAAAGGGAGUAGGAAAGAGUCUAUCUUUGGCUCAUAUUGUGCAUUAUGGAUAUGAAGCAGGAUUUCUAUUAGUUCACAUACCAUGGCUAGGUGAAUGGAUGAGAAGACCCAAGGAUAGCAGUCCUUCAGAAACUAAGGAGGGCUACACCAAUAUUAAUUUAGAUAUUGCUUCAUGGCUUGUUCACUUCAAAAACCAAAACUCAUUAUUGCUUGAAAAAGCCAAUCUUAAAACUACGCAGACAUACAAAUGGACUAAACGAGAAGAAACAGUGGCAAACUCAAACCUUAUGGAUCUAGUUGAUCACGGAAUUAACCGUAUCAAGUUUGCAUCUGACUGCGUUUUAGCUCUUUUAAAUGAAAUUAAACAAUUAUCAAAAUCAGGAAAAUGUAAAACACUAGUAGCUAUUGAUGGAUUUAAUGCAUUUUUCUAUCCUGAGACUAGAAUUCGCACAGAAAAGAAAGAAAUAGUACAUCCCCAUAAUGUCUCAGUUACAGAAGGUUUUCUUAGUUUAACUCGGUUUGACUGGAAGAAUGCAGUUGCGGUAUUAAUAGUUGAUGAACUUGCAAUAGCAGAAAAGGACCAAACAUCUUAUUUCCCAAGGUAUUUAUUAGGUAAAGAUGGGUUUGAACAUUUAGAUCCUUUUAUACCAGUUUUGGUCAAUGGAUAUUCUAAUAAAGAAUUCUUAAGUUGUAUGAAUUACUAUAGAGAGAGACGAUGGGUACAACCUUUACCUGGACUAGAUGAUGAGUUAUCUGUCAUUAGUUCUUCAAAUCCAUACAAACUUAUGCAGUUGUGUGCUCCUUUGUAAAAUAAGUAAUAAUAGAUGGAAGUUACAAUUCA
Agrilus planipennis (emerald ash borer) is the source of this 1270-nucleotide messenger RNA. RefSeq names its product 28S ribosomal protein S29, mitochondrial (gene mRpS29). The transcript is spliced from 3 exons. The coding region runs from base 75 to 1238 and encodes 387 amino acids. The record is from RefSeq and is a predicted model, not a curated record. NCBI's taxonomy places the organism in Eukaryota, Metazoa, Arthropoda, Insecta, Coleoptera, Buprestidae. Gene Ontology annotation, biological process: apoptotic process. Gene Ontology annotation, molecular function: structural constituent of ribosome. Gene Ontology annotation, cellular component: mitochondrial ribosome; mitochondrial small ribosomal subunit.